Messenger RNA from Peronospora matthiolae, 786 nucleotides. NCBI's taxonomy places the organism in Eukaryota, Oomycota, Peronosporomycetes, Peronosporales, Peronosporaceae. The record is from the annotation of a GenBank genome assembly.
AUGAACACAGUGCAAGCGCAGAAGGAGAAUGUGGACUCAACCGCCAGCAGUAGCAAUGGCGCGAACAGACUGAAAAAAACUGCCGGUCAGGACAACUUCUGGACACCAAGGCGUGGGUUUGUGGUCCAUGACGACUCAAAGUCCACAGGGCGAAAGGGGCUGAAAGAGAGAUCGUCAAACAAGAGACGGGUGCUGGACGACAUCUCCAACAAACAGCAGGGCAAUCAGACAUCUCAUAUUCCCGGUGGAAGUGCGUCAGCGAAAAAGUCUACGCCGGGUAGUGAUGAUCUGGGAAAGCUGAAGAAACGUGAGGCUAGUAAGAAGGUCAAGACUCCACUCAAAACGAAGGGCGUCACGCCACUCAAGUCUAAGACAGAGGUCAAGCCGUUACGUGUGGAGGAAGCGCCGGAGAUCGAGUUAGCGUACGGCGGGCUAUCUCCGCUGAAGUCAGAGUUGGCGUACUCGCAAGACGUGCACGACGAGAUCGUACGAGACAUCAUCAACGACACGACGCCGUCUCUCGGUGAUGCUUUUGACGCUGCGCCUGAUAUUGAUGACUGGAGCGAUGAGAGAGCGAUGCUGCAAAGUGGAGAGCCUCCUUCUCCGUGGUGGUCUCAGGAAUUUGAGAAAGAUGGCUUGCAAGAGGAGAAAGAGGAACAGUAUCCUGCGCUUGAUGAUGUACCACCACCGGACGAUUUUUCAGGCAGUUCUCCUGAUGCCUUUGACGCGGACAAAGAAUUGCUCGAAGAUCUGCUUAGUGUGGAUGUGGAAGCAUGCACUGGGUAA